This is a messenger RNA of Centropristis striata (black sea bass), 878 nucleotides long. RefSeq lists its product as uncharacterized. Lineage: Eukaryota; Metazoa; Chordata; Actinopteri; Perciformes; Serranidae. The coding region runs from base 39 to 809 and encodes 256 amino acids. The record is from RefSeq and is a predicted model, not a curated record. The transcript is spliced from 5 exons.
UAGUUGCAUUAUUUUCUUCACCAGGAUUUAAAUUCAGAAUGAAUGUUCAUCAUGUUCUGUUCUUCUGCUUCUUAUCAGCUCUGUGUGACGGAGACUCCGGGCUCGUCAGUGCCAACACUGAACUCAUCCACACUGAAGGAAGCAGCAUGACGGUCGCGUGCCACUUUACUCUCUCUGGAGGACGGAGAAAGUUCCUCUGCAAGGACGAGUGUAAAGAAGAAGAAGACAUUCUGGUGGAGACUGAAGGCGAGCGAGCUCAGAGCGGCAGAUUCAGUCUCUGGUACGAAGGAGGAACCUUCCCGCUGACUUCCACAGUUCUGCAUGUGAGCAUCGCACAGCUGACCAAGUCUGACUCGGGCCGGUACAGGUGCGGUCUGGAGAGACCGUUUCUACCUGAUUCAUACAGCGUGUUUGAGAUCACAGUUACAGAUGCUCUGCAGACUGUCCCUGAGGCCCUGAAGCAGCAGACUGAAGCAUCAGCUGCAGUUCACAGCAUUAAAGGUUACGUCCUGCCUCUGCUUGUGUGUGUCACUGUGUUUGUGCUGUUUGCUGUUGUUGUGUUGCUCCUGUUCAAACUGAAGACAAGUGAGUUGCAGCACCCUCCCACUCUUCAUUUACUGUCAGUAAAUAUUCAUCACAUUACAGAAACAAGCCAGUGUGUUUUUUCUACUCUGUGCUUCCCAGGUUUGAACACCAGAGGGCAGUCAGACGACAGAAACAUGGAGUCAACCACAUUUGAGAGGUCUUCUCCGAUCUCCAGAUGUGAAGCGUCCAGCAACCAUCGGGACAAAUUCUACUCCAACCUCUAACCUUUCAUUUUAUUUUAUUUGCAUUAUUUCUUUUUAUUGUUAUUAUUAAUUAUAACUAUAAUGACAUGA